AUGCCUGUUGAUUUGAAUGAAUUUAAAAGCAACCCCGUUUACUUAAAGUAUCAUGAAUUGGAGAUAACUUACCAGAAGUAUCUUGACCACUCAGUUCCCUUCGCUCAACGUAGAUGGAUUGGAUUUGGAGGUUUAUUCUUCCUAUUUUUCUUAAGAAUUAUAACUUCCCAAGGUUGGUAUAUUAUCUGCUAUGGACUUGGCAUCUACUUGCUUAACUUAUUUUUGGCCUUUUUAACCCCUAAAUUUGACCCUUCACUAGAACAAGAAAUGAAAAACGAAUCCAUUGAAGAAGGUCUUGAUGAUUCUACCGGAAACGAUGAAGAUACCGCAGAAGAAUUCCGUCCUUUUAUUCGUCGUUUACCUGAAUUCAAGUUUUGGUACAACGCUACCCGUGCUACUACCUUAUCAUUGUUUUUAUCUUUCUUUUCAAUCUUUGAUAUCCCUGUGUUUUGGCCAAUUUUGUUGAUGUACUUCGUCAUUUUAUUUACUUUGACUAUGCGUAAACAAGUUCAGCAUAUGAUUAAGUAUCGUUACUUACCAUUUGACUUCGGAAAGACAAAAUACACUAAGUCAUCCAAAUAA
This is a messenger RNA of Dujonia railenensis, 582 nucleotides long. The record is from the annotation of a GenBank genome assembly. NCBI's taxonomy places the organism in Eukaryota, Fungi, Ascomycota, Pichiomycetes, Serinales, Debaryomycetaceae.